CCGGGCAAUCGUUUUGCUUCUCUGGUCAGAACGUUUCACCCGCCCAAACCGAACUCACUGAGUCGAAGCUCUCCGCGCCCCUCCUAACUCAACUCGCUCCCUCCUCAAUCCGAUGGAUUCCCGGUACAAAUCGGAGAGGCGCGUCCAGAUCGACGAGCCUCAGCCUCCGAAAUCGGACGCCUUCGAGGAAGAUUCCCCAGGAUCACGAGGAAUCGACGGAGACGAUGACGAAGAGCGCAGCAUGAGAUUCAAACCCUCGUCCAACAACGUGACCGAGGAUCAAGAGCCGUUCAUGGGGUUCAAGGUCCGGAGGAAGGCCUCGUUCCACAGGGACUACAAAGGAGACUACCUCGACGUGCCGUCUCACCCUUUUCUGAUGAAGAUUUUGCAGAAACAAGGUGAUAAGCAAGUUCUAUUUGCUGAUAAAGUUUUGAAGUUCACUGGCUCGGGGAAGAUGAAACGACGUAUUCUUUUGAUCACCGACUUUGCCUUAUAUAUAGUUGACCCUGAGACUGAUGCCCUCAAACGGCGGAUAGCCCUGGCAGCUGUGGAGAAAAUGUGCUUGAGUGAACUAAGUGAUAACUUCUUUGCGGUUAUAGUUCCUACAGAAUAUGAUUUACUCAUGGCUAGCACACGGAAAACAGAAAUUGUGACUGUGUUAGUUGAAGCCACGAAGAGUGACUAUGAACUUGAAGUGAAUUUUUCCAACAGGUUUGAGUACAAUGCUGCUGCUGAACUGGUGAAAGAAGUUCAAUUUGAGGAAGUUGAAGGUGGUGUUAAGACAAAAAUCACAAGGAAGUAGACUGCAUCUCACCAUUUACUAGCCUCCCGCAGAUGAUCGAUGAUCUUUGGGCCUAGGCAACAGUUCGUAUGUCACCACACUGUCCGAGUAUGAUUUUGGUUUGAUGUGAGUGGUGCUUUCCGGAGAGCGGGAAAUGGGUAGAUAACAAUGUUGUUUUCCAAUUGUAAAACCAGCGCAAAUCGUCCAUGUAUACAUGUAACUUUGUAGGAGAGUGCGGCAUUGUACAAUACAUACUUUUGAGCUCUUGGGUUUUUGCGGUAGUGAUCUCAAGUGGGAAACGACUAGGGUCCACAGGGCCCUGAUAUUCUUAUGCUUCUACUUGUGUAAGUUCCACUCUCCAACAUCGCGUAUUUAGGGCUAAAAUGGAGGGGAUUGGUUAUUUACAACUUUCACCAAAAUUGACAAAAUUGUUGAUAACUGCCCUAAACUACAAGGGCGAUACCUUUGGCCCGACCAACAGGAUCCUACAAACACGCGACGCUUGUUCUGGGGAGGCAUUUCUUGAAGGCGAAAAUAGGAAAUCGUAAUGACUUUCUUCUCUAAAAGCGUCUUUUAAGUGUUUGAAGAGCUUGUGGCACGCUCAUCUUCAAUGGCAGUUGGAUGAUGGUUUCAAGAA
Rhodamnia argentea is the source of this 1418-nucleotide messenger RNA. RefSeq names its product myosin IB heavy chain. NCBI's taxonomy places the organism in Eukaryota, Viridiplantae, Streptophyta, Magnoliopsida, Myrtales, Myrtaceae. The record is from RefSeq and is a predicted model, not a curated record. The transcript has 4 exons. Gene Ontology annotation, cellular component: myosin complex. Gene Ontology annotation, molecular function: cytoskeletal motor activity. The coding region runs from base 113 to 802 and encodes 229 amino acids.